Molecule: messenger RNA, 5844 nt
Organism: Sugiyamaella lignohabitans
Lineage: Eukaryota; Fungi; Ascomycota; Dipodascomycetes; Dipodascales; Trichomonascaceae
Gene: POL2
Product: DNA polymerase epsilon catalytic subunit
Exons: 1
Coding region: 1-5844 (1947 amino acids)
Biological process (GO): nucleotide-excision repair, DNA gap filling; DNA replication; leading strand elongation
Cellular component (GO): epsilon DNA polymerase complex; nucleus
Molecular function (GO): single-stranded DNA 3'-5' DNA exonuclease activity; DNA-directed DNA polymerase activity; nucleotide binding
Source: RefSeq, a predicted model, not a curated record
AUGGCAUACGAUAUCGAGACAACGAAGGCUCCAUUAAAGUUUCCAGAUUCAGCAGUGGAUAAGAUCAUGAUGAUUUCAUAUAUGAUUGACGGAGAGGGGUUUUUGAUCACCAACAGAGAAAUUGUAUCUAAAGAUAUUGAAGAUUUUGAAUAUACCCCCAAGCCUGAAUACAAAGGUGUUUUCACAAUCUUUAAUGAAGAGACAGAGAAAGAACUGUUGGUUAGAUUCUUUGAUCAUAUCAAAGAAGAGAAACCUACAGUAAUUGCGACAUUCAAUGGUGAUUUUUUCGAUUGGCCCUUUGUUGAAGCUCGAGCUGCUUUCCAUGGGAUCGACAUGUAUCAAGAAAUAGGUUUUCAAAAGGACGCCGAAGAAGAGUACAAAUCCACUCACUGUGUGCAUAUGGACUGCUUUAGAUGGGUUAAACGUGAUAGUUACCUGCCUCAAGGUAGUCAGGGUCUAAAAGCCGUUACCACAGCCAAGCUAGGAUACAAUCCAAUAGAGGUUGAUCCAGAAAUGAUGACUCCGUAUGCUAUUGAGCAGCCACAGGUCAUGGCAGAAUACUCUGUAUCAGAUGCUGUUGCCACCUAUUACCUGUAUAUGAAAUAUGUGCACCCCUUCAUUUUCUCCCUUUGCACUAUUAUUCCACUAAAUCCAGAUGAAGUGUUACGAAAGGGAACAGGUACUCUUUGCGAAAUGUUACUGAUGGUGCAGGCUUAUAAGAAUGGCAUCUUGUUGCCCCACAAACACAAAGAUCCGGCAGAAAGGUUUUACGAUGGUCAUUUGAUUGAGAGUGAGACGUAUGUGGGCGGUCACGUAGAGUCACUGGAAGCAGGAGUAUUUCGAAGUGAUAUUCCUACAGAUUUUAAUAUUGAUACCACAGCUAUCGAUGAACUUCUCAAGGAUUUGGACUCAGCUUUAAAUUUCACGAUUGAGGUGGAGGCCAAAAAAAAGGUCAGCGAUAUAACGAAUUAUGAUGAAGUCAAGGCAGAUGUUACUGCAGCUUUAAUAAAGCUCAAAACAGAUCCAAAAAGACAUGAGAGGCCAUCCAUAUAUCAUGUCGACGUCGCCUCCAUGUAUCCCAACAUCAUGACUACCAAUCGAUUACAACCAGAUUCAAUGAUCUCAGAGGAAGACUGCGCGUCUUGUGACUUCAACCGACCGGGUAAGACAUGUGAUAGAAGACUCCCAUGGGCAUGGAGAGGAGAAUUUUUUCCCACGAAAAAAGAUGAAUACCUCAUGAUAAGAAACUCUUUACAAAACGAGAGAUUCCCAGGUCGAUUCCCUGAUUCUCCGAGUCGAGACUUCAAAGAUUUGAGCUCAACUGAACAGGCUGCAGCAAUAAAAAAGCGGAUUACUGAGUACAGUAAGAAAGUAUAUCACAAAGUUAAGGUAACUGAAACUAUUGAACGAGAAGCAAUUAUCUGCCAACGUGAAAAUCCCUUCUAUGUUAACACUGUCCGAGAUUUUAGAGAUAGGCGAUAUGAAUUUAAAGGGUUACAAAAGGUCUGGAAACGUAAGGUCGAUGAUAUUCCUGCUUCGGAUGUUAGUGGCCGUGAGGAAGCUAAGAAGAUGAUAGUUUUAUACGACUCUCUCCAAUUGGCUCAUAAAGUUAUUCUUAAUUCAUUCUAUGGAUAUGUCAUGAGGAAAGGAUCACGGUGGUAUUCCAUGGAGAUGGCAGGGGUGACCUGCUUAACUGGUGCAACAAUUAUUCAAAUGGCAAGGUCAUUGGUUGAGAGAAUAGGAAGGCCUCUUGAAUUAGAUACAGAUGGUAUUUGGUGUAUAUUACCAAAAACAUUCCCUGAAGAUUUCACAUUUAAUCUAACUGACGGUAAGAAGCUCCCUAUCUCAUAUCCCUGCGUUAUGUUGAACCAUCUUGUCCAUGCUAAAUUUACGAAUCAUCAGUAUCAAAUACUAGAGGAUUCCACUACUCUUCGCUAUAAAACUAUCAGCGACAACAGUAUUUUUUUCGAAGUAGAUGGUCCUUAUAAGGCUAUGAUUCUUCCUACCUCGAAAGAAGAGGAUAAGAAUCUAAAGAAGAGAUAUGCUGUAUUCAAUCCAGAUGGUUCGCUGGCUGAACUGAAAGGGUUUGAAGUGAAACGUCGUGGUGAGCUUAGACUUAUUAAAGCAUUUCAAAGCCAAGUAUUUUCGGUUUUCUUAAAGGGAACAACAUUAACUGAAUGCUAUGCCGAAGUAGGAAAGGUAGCAAAUAGUUGGUUAGAUAUUUUGGACUCGAAAGGCAAGACUUUGGAAGAAGAUGAUCUGAUAGACCUCAUUUCUGAGAACAGAAGUAUGUCAAAGACAUUGCAAGAAUAUGAAGGGAUGAAGUCUACGUCUAUUUGUACCGCUAGACGUUUAGCUGAAUUUUUGGGCUCUCAAAUGGUAAAGGACAAAGGUUUGGCAUGUAAAUAUAUCAUCUCUAAGAAACCUUUGGGAGCUGCCAUCACUGACAGAGCGGUUCCAGUUGCUAUUUUUUCUGCUGAGACUAGUGUUAAAAGCCAUUACCUCAAAAAAUGGCUAAAAGACCCUGGGUUGGAUGACUAUGACCCACGAUCUAUCCUGGACUGGGAUUAUUAUCGGGAACGUCUUGCCUCCACCAUCCAGAAAAUGGUGACGAUUCCAGCUGCUCUUCAACAAGUGUCUAACCCAGUUUCUCGAAUCCAACAUCCUGACUGGUUGCUUAAGAGAAUUAGUACCAAAAACGACAAGUUGAAACAGAAGAAGCUGUCGUCUUUUUUCUCUACUGGCAGUAAACCUAUGACCGAUGCUUCGAAUAAAGUGAAUCAAUUAUCUGGAUCAAUUUUAAACAACGAUCGCAUCCAUGACAUUGAAGAUUUAACCUUGGGUGACGCUCGAGUCACAACGGCAAAAAUAGGAAAGGUAGCUAUGAAAAGGAAAGGCAAUAAUUCUGAAGCACAGUCAGUGGCCCUGCAAGAGCAGUUUGUGUCCCUCUCUUUGGAAAUGCCCUCACCAGAGGAAGAUUACGGAGAGUGGCUCCGCUAUCACAAAAAGAAAUGGGCAAUUCAGAAGCAGAGUCGUCAAAAUCGUCAGCAUCUUUUUGGAGAUUCAAGUCGCAAGAUUGGUGUGUCUGGAUUGAUUAUGCAACAAACUGAAACAGCAUACUCUAACUCAUGGCAAUUCCUCCAGUUCUGUCCCUCAGAAAAAGGUGGCGAGGCCCGUGCUUUUGUCUACAUCAACGAUAAGAUCCAGACGAUCAGAAUUAAUGUUGGCAGAAGACUAUAUGUUAACUUUCGUCGUGCAACUCCUUCUGUCUAUGAACUUCCAAAUUGUAAAGUUGAAAAGGUGAACCACACACUACCCAAUGGACGCACGUCGGAUCACUUGUAUCGACUCCAUAUGAGUGAAUCAGCAUAUGAAACUGAAAUGGCAAAAGCUGAUAGCGUUCUUAAGCAUGCCAACAUUGAGGGUAUAUAUGAAAGCCAACUCGGUGCCGAAGAUAGGUCUUUACUUGAAUUGGGAUGCACAACUAUAUUAGACAACUCUAAGCCUGGUCUCUUGGGUGCUGGUCUUGAAAAGGGAUUUUCGUUAGAAUGGUUGAAACCAUACAAUGAAGUUUACUUGCUGAAUUCCAAAUUGAACUAUUUGUUCCUGUGUCAUCUUGUAUCUCAUGAGCUUCAAGUAUUUGCAUUGGUUCCAAGUUGGUCGAGCCAAGCUUUUGUCUUCGUGUUAAGACCAUCUAGGUCUGCUCAAGGUCUCCCUAAUCUUAGCAAGUCGUAUGAAGAAUUCCUCAAGGAAAGUAAUGUCUCGAUGGAUCCUGGCAGUCCAAUCUUCAACUAUCAAGAUCAGCUGGUAUUCGAAGAAUCUUACUUUGAUGAUAUUUCUAAGUUAUAUAAAAAGCUGGGACAGGCUAUUACCAAGCUUCACAGUGAAAAUGCGACCAAGGCGAUAUUGUGCAUCCAGUCACCACAAGCCGGCCGGCUGAAGAAGUUACUGAGGCCCAUAAACGAUUUUCCCAACAUUGAAAUACGUUCAUCAACAAUGGCUAUUCCUCAAAUUGGCUGGCAGACUGCUGCUGCCAAACGGAUUUGCAAGUCCUAUCUCAGUCUGAGAUCUUGGAUUGGGCUUUAUUGCAGACUCUCAAGAUACUCCGAUGUACCAAUUGGAAAUCUUAAAGGUGAUGAUAUACGUUACUUGAUCGAUGUUAUCUACGCUAGACGCUUGCAACAGUCUAAUAUAGUUCUUUGGUGGUCAAACAGUCCAAUUCCGGAUAAUGGAGGCUCAGAAAAAGACAGCAUUUUACCCCUCAUCGACCCUGUGAGUCUGCCAACUGUGAACAAUUCUGGCGUCUACUCGAAAAUUUGUAUAGAUCUCCAAGUGAGGAACUUAUCUGUCAAUACCAUAUUGACUGCCGCGAUUAUUAAUGAGGCAGAGGGGGCGGAUCUUGCUGGGUCUAUAGUUCAAGGAGACGGAUCAUCUAAUUCUACACCUUUUGUUGAAAAUGCCUUCUCCACGCCGGCUCUUGCUGUGCUAAGCAAUCUCGUUAAAGAGUGGUGGAACCAAGCUCUGGCAAAUGACGAGACAGCCGAUGAUAUGGUGAACUGCUUCAUCUCGUGGGUGUCUUCUUCGAAUUCAUUUCUGUAUGACCAGACACUCUAUUAUCAUGUCCAAAAUUUAUCAAAGAAAGCAUUCAUUCAGUUGGUUAGAGAGUUCCGAAAAGCCGGCUCACAACUUGUAUUUGCAGAUCAAAAGCGCUUUGUUCUCAUGACUCCUAAGAAAAUUCUUGAAAAUACCUAUUCCUAUGCAAAUUUUCUGAUCAAGACAAUCAGGUCGAAGCCUCUGUUUAAUUUCCUGGAUAUAUCCCUCACAGAGUAUUGGGAAGUCCUAGUAUGGAUGGAUGAUGUAAACUUUUGUGGCAAAUCCUGUAAAAGUCUUUCUGCCAGUGGGAAGGAUACCGUUCAAACCUUUUUCAACUGGCACAUUGGUAGAUUCCUCCCACCACUUUUGCAAACAGAAUUCGAGGAGUCGGUGUUGUCAUUUAUGGAGAAGUACUGUGAUUAUAGAGAUCAGUUCCAGAAGAAACAACAAGAAACUCUUGGUGUACGCCAGACUCAAAUAUCCAGCACUGCUCUCCAACGGGUUAGUACGGAUGAGGAUAAUAAUGACAGCGAAAUAGACAAUCAUUUUGCAAAUGGCAUUUUUGAAGCUAUUAGGCCGCAGCUUGUAAAGCGUGUCAAGCAACUAUUGAAAAUAUACUUGGAUGGAAAGUCAAACCCAGACAUAGCUGUUCAAUUUGAAUUUCCUGUUCUGGCAGGAUCCCGCCUGCAAUUGAGCAAUCCAAUCACACAGUUCGUGAAGUCCUUGUGUGCCGUAUAUGGUCUCUCCAAAGAGCUGAAUUUGGAAUCACGGACACUACGAAGAAAUUUACUAAGUAUUCUUGGUAUCAAGGAGUUCACUGAGGAGGCAAGUUUCAAGAACCCCAGUGCCUCUUUGAUAAUUGAUAGUGUGGUCUGUGAGAAUUGCUACUUCGUUUGCAAUCUUGAUUUAUGUCGCCAGGACGAUCUUGUUCGAAAAGAUACGGUAGGAAACACAGUAUAUUAUAGCUGGGCUUGUGAAAACUGUGGUAAGGACUAUAAUAGAAUUGUCUUGGAAGAAAGGCUUAUUCAGAACAUCCAAAAACUUGUUACUAGUUAUCAAAUCCAAGAUCUUAAAUGUGAAAAAUGUAAAAAGAUCAAAUCGGAUGAGCUAAGUGUGAGAUGCGAGUGCUCAGGAAACUGGGUGGAAACAAUUCCUUCGAGCCAUGUGCUGAAGUCGAUCGAAACAUAUGACAGAGUAGCACAGUUCUAUGAGUUAAAAUUUCUUCAAGACGUUACAAGCCACUUAAUUUAA